UUGAACAGCUAAGUCGGUGGCACUAUAUUGAUUAUUUAUUUAUGGAACCAUAGACAAUCCAAUCAGUAUUUCAACGCAACUCUGAGUGUUUAACGCUCCGGUAUAAUUUGUAAGGAUUUUUUCUCGAAUUGUGCAAAUAAAAGUCAUUCCUCUUACAAAUAAUUAUAAUAAAUUUGCAUAUUGGUUUCUAAGUACAAUUCUCGUUUAAUUUAAAUGUUCAUCCAAAAUCAUCUGGUGUCGUGUUUUAACCGUAUCAUACUCUAGAUUAACAUAUUAAAAAGCAAAGAAAAUGUUUAAAUUAGUGAUGAGAUGUUUUUUUUCUCCUCGGUUAUUCAAAAUCUAUGGGCAAGGACCAGAGGAAACUUUUUACGAACCAUAUGGGCCUGAGAAAAUUGCCAACAAGAUUUUAUCAACUGCACAAACAGUAUUCAAUUGUAGCAUUUAUACGUCACCAUUUAUUUGCAUGUAUAUUUAUAAAAGAGGCUUUUUCUCAUGGGAUGAGGCAAGGUUUCUUAGCUAUGUAUUUGGUGGCCUGGGAUGCUUCAUAGCUUUUACCUAUUUUAUGAGAGCCAUCGGAAGAGCAAGUAACCCAGGAUAUGUUGAUUUUUUGAACAACCUCAAUACCCCAAGUGAUGAUCAAAGAGCUUACUUAGAACGGAUCAGGAAAUAUGAUUUCGAAUUUUAUGCUUGGGUUCCUUCGUUUAAAAUGGAGCAAUUACCAAGUGUAACUUGGUUUGAAAACAUACCAUUUGUUAAAUGUGCUAAUCCGGAUUUACCAUACUAUCAGAAAGUGACUAUACAAAUACUAGCAUAUAUUGCUAUACAUACUUUUGCCCUUAGCCUCAUCUACCCAGGCACACUUACCAUUAUUGAGAACAUGUUGUGGCAAUUCCUUGCUGAAGGUCGGGCAUUUCUUGUUGAGACUUAUAAUGGAAAGAGAGCAAAAAUCAUUACAGCUGAUGGCAAUUCCAUUGAUACAAUGUUUGUUGAUAAUAGGCUUGAUUCUUCAAAAGGCAAUAUACUUGUCAUUUGCAGUGAAGGAAAUUCUGGUUUUUAUGAAAUUGGAAUUAUGACUACACCAAUUAAUGCAGGGUAUUCUGCAUUAGGAUGGAAUCAUCCAGGAUUUGGUGGCAGCACUGGUACACCAUAUCCUCGCCAAGAACAAAAUGCCAUUGAUGCAGUUAUACAGUAUGCCAUUAAUGAGCUAGAAUUUGAAGUUGAAGACAUAGUACUAUUUGGGUGGAGUAUUGGAGGCUAUACAACAACAUGGGCAGCCAUUAACUAUCCUGACGUCAAAGGAAUUAUUUUAGAUGCGUGUUUUGACGACCUGCUACCCUUGGCUCAAAAUCAAAUGCCCAAGUCUUGGAACUUGCUGGUAAAAGAAGUUGUACGAUCUUUUGUUAAUCUGAAUAUAGCUGAGAUGUUAUCCAAAUAUUCUGGACCAGUGCAGCUAGUGCGACGAACUGAAGAUGAAGUUAUUUGUAUCAAAGCAAACCAACUGGCAUCAAAUCGUGGGAAUUUUCUGCUAAUUUCGUUAUUACAACAACGACAUCCUGAGCUAUUUGAAGAAGAGUCAGAAAAACCUGUCAUGGAUGUUCUCCAAGCAUGCGUUGCUUUAUCAGACCAACAACGUAUUGUAAUGUCAUGUGGAGAACUGCCUGCGAUCAAGCGAAAAAUAUUGCCAAUGAUUUCAAGGUACAUGCGUGAUUUUCGAUCAACCCAUUGCACUGCAUUGCCAGAGGAUCAGUUUACAUCAAUAAUGGAAGCAAUUAUUAAUGGUUAAUAGAAUUAAAUAAUCUGUAUUCCUGCAGCUUUUUCUAGUACUAUUAUAACAGAAGUGAUAUGUUAAAUAUAAUUGGGAAAUAUUGUGCUAAAUUGAUUAUUUCUUACAGUAAUAUUGUAGUUAAUUGGUCAUCUAUUACAAAUAUUACAAUAAAACCGCUUACUCUGAACACUUAAUAAUAAACAUGACCAUAUUAUUAAAAGAUAAUUUAUCACUCACAUAUUCUAUUAGUAAAAGUAAUUACUGUUAGAAUUAGUAUUGGUGUGUAGUACUCCAUUUUUGUCAUUCAAUGUUUAAUAAAUGUGGUUAAUAAUAAUUACGCAGUAAAAACUUCCUAAAUGUGAAUUUUAAUGAAAAUAUAUAAUCAUCUAAAUGUAUUCUUGCUCGAUCAAAUAUGUAAUCGAUGACCUUACCUGACAUAAUUUCAUUUGUGCGGAGAAGUGAAGAAUAACAAUUAUUUGCUCAUUGGUAUUACUUACCUAUUUAUUAUGAAUUUAUCCUGAAAACCAUUAGGUUUCGUUGUUAUUUUGUCCAAGUUACUAAAGUAUAUAUCUACACCUAUUUAAUAAAUGUACUAUUUUAAUACUAUUUAUUGUAUUUUUGUCAUGGUAUAAGAAUAAAU
Messenger RNA from Vanessa atalanta (red admiral), 2405 nucleotides. Its product is annotated as phosphatidylserine lipase ABHD16A. Lineage: Eukaryota; Metazoa; Arthropoda; Insecta; Lepidoptera; Nymphalidae. Bases 290 to 1783 code for a protein of 497 amino acids. Gene Ontology annotation, molecular function: glycerophospholipase activity; monoacylglycerol lipase activity. The transcript has 9 exons. Gene Ontology annotation, cellular component: endomembrane system. The record is from RefSeq and is a predicted model, not a curated record. Gene Ontology annotation, biological process: phosphatidylserine catabolic process; monoacylglycerol catabolic process.